GUAUAAAUUAGGCCGAAAUAUAUCUACCAGCAUCAUUCAACUGUUCAACAUCUAAUCAUGAAGUUCCUAGUCCUCCUUUGUGUUGUGUUCGGAGCCAUGGCUGAGCUGCCUCGCUUCAGACCAGCGAGGUUCAGGUUCCAGCGCCAAGAAUUAGCUCCGACAACCACGGAUUCACCAACCGAAGCAACAACUGAGGAGACUGGACCCUACCCGCCUUCAGGAUGGAAGCCUGCUGGCGAGCCCUUUACACUACCUAAUGAAGAACCUGCUGACAAGCCUGCUGAUCAAUACGGACCCCCUGACGCGCCUUACCCGCCUUCUGGAUGGAAGCCACAGGGUCAAGCAUUUGAACUGCCGAAACAAACCCCACCGGCCACAAGCUACGGGGUACCAGACAACACCUAUGGAGUUCCUGACAGCACUGACGCUCCAACUACUGAUAACCCUCAGGCUGAAAGAUUGGAAGGUCCCGUCGAAGUCCAGAAGAGUGAGGGAACAUACUUCGUGUUACUUCCUAAUGGUCAACUGCAGAGAGUGGAGUUUGUGACUGAGAAUGAUGUUCAGAAAAUGAAGUACACAGCGAGACUCCAGCUCCGGAACCCCGCACCUCUCUUAGUAAUCAGGCCUUGAAAUAUUAUGUAAAGGUAUAUCAAUAUAAUAAAGUGCUUAUAAUUAAAGUCGAAUUUUACUCUCCUUUGA
Molecule: messenger RNA, 699 nt
Organism: Trichoplusia ni (cabbage looper)
Lineage: Eukaryota; Metazoa; Arthropoda; Insecta; Lepidoptera; Noctuidae
Exons: 1
Coding region: 58-630 (190 amino acids)
Source: RefSeq, a predicted model, not a curated record